GAAACUAUGGCGUGGGUACCGUCGGAGUCUGCAGUGGAAGAGUUGAUGCCCCGGCUGUUGCCAGUGGAUCCCUGCGACUUGACAGAAAGUUUUGAUCCCUCCGCACCCCCGAGGACGCCUCAGGAAUACUUGAAGCGGGUCCAGAUCGAAGCAGCUCAAUGUCCAGAUGUUGUGGUAGCUCAAAUUGACCCAAAGAAGUUGAAAAGGAAGCAAAGUGUGAAUGUUUCCCUUUCAGGAUGCCAACCUGCUCCUGAAGGAUAUUCCCCCACACUUCAGUGGCAACAGCAGCAAGUGGCACAGUUUUCAAUUAUUCGACAGAGUGUGAACAGACAUAGAAGUCACUGGAAAUCACAACAGCUGGAUAGUAACGUGACCAUGGUAUGUCCAAAAUCUGAAGAUGAAGAAGGCUGGAAAAAAUUUUGUCUGGGUGAAAGGCUAUGUGUUGAAGGGGCUGUUGGACCAGCUAAAAACGAAAGUCCUGGAAUAGAUUAUAUACAAAUUGGUUUUCCUCCCUUGCUUAGUAUUGUUAGCAGAAUGAAUCAGGCAACAGUAACCAGUGUCUUGGAAUAUCUGAGUAAUUGGUUUAGAGAAAGAGACUUUACUCCAGAAUUGGGGAGAUGGCUUUAUGCUUUAUUGGCUUGUCUUGAAAAACCUUUAUUACCUGAGGCUCACUCACUGAUUCGGCAGCUUGCAAGAAGGUGCUCUGAAGUGAGGCUCUUAGUGGACAACAAAGAUGAUGAGAGGGUUCCUGCUUUGAAUUUAUUAAUCUGCUUGGUUAGCAGGUAUUUUGACCAACGAGAUUUAGCUGAUGAACCAUCUUGACGUAGCUGAUCUCUCAGGGAUAGAAAAUACUUGUGAUGAAGGCAGCCUAAGUCUGAGGAAGUACAAUGCCAAUUCAAGUACAGAUUGCAUCACAUCUUCAACAUUAUGAGAGGGGUCUUCAUCUUAAACUGUGCAACGCAGGAGAUAGCUUGUGUGGAUUUGAAUAUCUGAAGUAUCUUUGAUACUUUGAAGAAACUCCACCUAGUUUCUAAUGACAAGUUUUAAAGUUUUUCUAUAACCACAUGCAGUACUGUAUGAUGAAAUUUUACAGAUGUCCUUGGUGCUGUUUCAUUGUUUUAUAUGAAUACACAUAAAAUUUUA
Hipposideros armiger (great roundleaf bat) is the source of this 1143-nucleotide messenger RNA. RefSeq names its product gem-associated protein 2-like. Gene Ontology annotation, biological process: spliceosomal snRNP assembly; spliceosomal complex assembly. The record is from RefSeq and is a predicted model, not a curated record. Gene Ontology annotation, cellular component: nucleus; spliceosomal complex; SMN complex. NCBI's taxonomy places the organism in Eukaryota, Metazoa, Chordata, Mammalia, Chiroptera, Hipposideridae.